GCGCCAGUCCCAGGCCGAGGGGACGGGCUGGGGACCCUAAGGCUGGGGCCGGAGGGCGAGACCCGGAGAGACGGAGCGAAACAGAGACAGAGGGAGACUCGCGGAGAGGGAGCAAGGGAGAUAGAGGAAGGUUGGAGAGAUACAGAGAGAGCGAGGGAAGGAGGGGCAGAGACCAGCCCCGCGAGCCCGAGGUGCGGGCGCCAGGGGACCGCGGCACCCAGGAGCCCCAGAGCCGCAAGCCGGCGGCCGCCCCCCACCCCCGCGCGCCCUCCCCUCGCCGGCGCGGUAUUUUUAUCUGUGCGUGAACAGCCCUCCAGCUCCUCUCUGCCACACUCAACCCGCUGCCGCCGCGGCGCCCGGAGCAGCGCGGGGGAGCGGAGCCGGGAUCGCAGCCCGAGACCCCACGACGCGCGCCCCGCCCGCCAUGGACCCCAAAGACCGCAAGAAGAUCCAGUUCUCCGUGCCCGCGCCCCCCAGCCAGCUCGACCCCCGCCAGGUGGAGAUGAUCCGGCGCAGGAGACCAACCCCUGCCAUGCUGUUCCGGCUCUCAGAGCACUCCUCACCAGAGGAGGAGGCCUCACCCCACCAGCAGAGAGCCUCAGGAGAGGGGCACCACCUCAAGUCGAAGAGAUCCAAUCCCUGUGCCUACACACCCCCCUCGCUGAAAGCCGUCCAGCGCAUUGCUGAGUCUCACCUGCAGUCCAUCAGCAACCUGGGUGAGAACCAGGCUUCGGAGGAGGAGGAUGAGCUGGGGGAGCUGCGGGAACUGGGCUACCCAAGAGAGGAAGAGGAGGAGGAAGAGGAGGAGGAUGAAGAGGAGGAGGAGGAGGACAGCCAGGCGGAAGUCCUGAAGGGCAGCAGGGGGUCUGCUGGGCAGAAGACAACUUAUGGCCAAGGUCUGGAGGGUCCCUGGGAGCGCCCGCCUCCUCUGGAUGGGCCCCAGAGAGACGGAAGCUCUGAGGACCAAGUGGAAGACCCAGCAUUGAAUGAACCCGGGGAGGAGCCACAGCGCCCUGCCCACCCUGAGCCUGGCACAUAGGCACCCAGCCCUGCAUCUCCUGGAAGGAAGUGGAAGGAGGCAUUGAUUUCUCCAGAAACCCAUUCUAUUCACACCCUAUUUUGUACCCUGCUCCUCACUUGCUAGGGCUGCGGCUUCUGACUUUUAGAAGACUAAGGCUGGUCUGUGUUUGCUUGUCUGCCCAACUUCGGCUGAUGCCCAGAGUCCCUGGGCACUUGCUGCCUGAUGCCUACCCCUGCCAGUCAUUCCCCCAUACACCCAGCAGGAGGUGGGAUGGGAGAGCUUGCAUUGGGAAAUCCAGUAAAUGGGGGACAAAGAUUUAUCCUUCACAAUUCUACUCCCUAGACCCUCUCCCCUGGGUGUAGGAAACCACAGGGCAGGACCCUAAGAUCUGGGGAAAAGGGAUACUGAGAACUUGUAAGUGCCCAUAGAUCUUUCUCCAUCCCCUGGGCAAUUCCAAGUCAUCACCCCUUCACUGCCUUCUACCAGGGCCCAGAAUUCAGGCAUCUUUUCCACGACCUCAGCUUUUGGUAAAUCUUCCCCUUAUCACCUGCUCCCCAGCCUGGGUGCCUGGAAGAUGGACUGGCAGAGACUGCUUUGCUGCAUUUUUUGUGUGCUUUGAUGCCAGGAAUGCCGCCUAGUAUAGUAAGUCCUUAGGGGGGCACAUGGUGGGGGAGCCAAGCUCUCCUUGUCCUCCAGAUGCUCUGUCCCCUUCCCCUCUUCCCUGACUCCCGGCCUGAACCUGUAAUAAAUCUUUGUAAAUAAC
This is a messenger RNA of Bubalus bubalis (water buffalo), 1784 nucleotides long. RefSeq names its product protein phosphatase 1 regulatory inhibitor subunit 1B (gene PPP1R1B). Gene Ontology annotation, molecular function: protein phosphatase inhibitor activity. NCBI's taxonomy places the organism in Eukaryota, Metazoa, Chordata, Mammalia, Artiodactyla, Bovidae. The record is from RefSeq and is a predicted model, not a curated record. The coding region runs from base 425 to 1039 and encodes 204 amino acids. The transcript has 7 exons. Gene Ontology annotation, biological process: intracellular signal transduction. Gene Ontology annotation, cellular component: cytoplasm.